AUGGCUACUCAUCACACAACCGCGACAGACUUCGGCAACGAGAAACAGGAUGUUCGCUAUAUUGAACGUACAGACACUUCGACCGAGUCAGAUCUCAACUUACACAAAGAACAUACGCUUGAUGGCGUUGACAUGAACAAUACAGCAGCCUUCAAAGGUGACGAAUCAGACGGUAAAGUGGUUUGGACUACGCGGUCCAUCUUCGCAGCCAUCUUCCUUGCGGCCCUUUACACUGGCUCUCAAAUUAUUUUGUAUUUCACCGGUGGCUCUAUAGGUUUCAUUGUAGCAGAUCUUGGGCUCACGAGUGGCUCGGGCUGGCUCCCAACAGCUAAUAUCCUCGCUAUUGCCGCCACUUGCCCUUUUGCCGGAUACCUGCAGGAUCUCUUCGGCAAAAGAUCCAUUGCCCUAUUCGGAUCGCUCUGUAUUUGUGUCGGUUGCGCCCUUGUUGGCACAGGACACAACUUCGCACAGCUUCUUGCCGGUAUGGCUAUCUCUGGUGUGGGUGCUGCAAUUGGAGAAUUGACCGGGCUGGCUGGGCUCGCGGAGGUAGUCCCAGUUAAGCAUCGAGGAUUCUCGCUCGCCAUAGUAACUGCGUUCGUGCUGCCGUUCUGCCCCUACCUCAUGUAUGUCGAGAUGUGGUCACAUCAUGAUAAAACAGUUGGAUGGCGCUGGGGACCAUGGUGCGCUCUCAUUUUCAACGGCAUUGUUGGGAUUGGGUUGGCGUUCACCUACUUCCCUCACAACCACACUCGAGCUGAAGGCUUCUCGCACAUGGCAAUCCUGAAGCGUAUCGAUUUUGUGGGGGGUGCUUUGUCCAUAAUUGGAUUAACGCUGUUCCUUGUGGCUUUACAAUCAGGUGGCUAUACCCAUAGUUGGACCAGUGCAUACGUCCUUUGCACUUUGCUGCUCGGUCUUGCACUGAUCGCCGCAUGGGUUGUCUGGGAGUCGAAGUUUGCGCGCCAUCCUAUGGUCCCUGGAGAACUUUUCAAAGGCCAACGCAUCGUCGGCCUCGCAUACGGCAUUGCCUUUGUCGCCGGCAUGUCAUUCUUUAGUGUACUAAAUCUUUUUCCAGUCGCAUUUACCUCUGUCUACGACCCUGACCCAGUGCAAAUUGGUCUCAAGGGUUUGGGUCCCUCGUUCGCGACCGCACUGGGAGCCAUCGCCUUCAACGCCGCACUAUCAGCGUAUCCCAACCGUACAAGAGAGGUCUUGCUCCUCGCUGUAUUGAUGAUGACUGGGUUUACUGGCUCUCUCGCUGUUAUGACACCAGAAAAUCCAAAACUUAUCGUAGCGCUUGGCUCCCUUGCGACAUUUGGUGUGGGUGGCGUUCUCGUUCCUGCUGCCACAGUUGCAAUGUUAGUCUGCCCUGACGCGUUGAUCACAACUGCUGCUGCACUGUCGCUCUCCAUCCGCACUGUCGGGGGCUCGAUCGGGUAUUCCAUCUACUACAACGUCUUUGCCAACAAACUCGAGAAGAACCUUCCUGCCUAUGUUGCAGAAUACGCUAUCAAAGCUGGUCUACCGCUUGCCUCUGUUGAGACAUUCGUCGGUCUGUACCUCACAGCGCCUGCGAAAUUGGCGACCACACCGAUACCGGGCGUUACUCAAGCAGUCUUGGGAGGCGCAGCAAAGGGCACGCAGUGGGCGUACAGCGAGAGUCUGAAGUAUGUCUGGCUUACCAGUAUCGCGUUUGGAAGCAUGGCGAUUGUUUGUACGCUCUUGUUGCCAAGCACGAAGAAGUAUCAGACGAAUCGUGUAGCUGUGCACCUUUAG
This is a messenger RNA of Dothidotthia symphoricarpi CBS 119687, 1773 nucleotides long. RefSeq names its product MFS general substrate transporter. Gene Ontology annotation, molecular function: transmembrane transporter activity. Lineage: Eukaryota; Fungi; Ascomycota; Dothideomycetes; Pleosporales; Dothidotthiaceae. The coding region runs from base 1 to 1773 and encodes 590 amino acids. The record is from RefSeq and is a predicted model, not a curated record. The transcript is spliced from 4 exons. Gene Ontology annotation, biological process: transmembrane transport.